Messenger RNA from Pestalotiopsis fici W106-1, 1161 nucleotides. RefSeq lists its product as uncharacterized. Gene Ontology annotation, cellular component: elongator holoenzyme complex; transcription elongation factor complex; cytoplasm. Lineage: Eukaryota; Fungi; Ascomycota; Sordariomycetes; Amphisphaeriales; Sporocadaceae. The coding region runs from base 1 to 1161 and encodes 386 amino acids. The transcript is spliced from 2 exons. Gene Ontology annotation, biological process: tRNA wobble uridine modification. The record is from RefSeq and is a predicted model, not a curated record.
AUGUCGCUCCGAAAGAGAAACACCGUCAUCAGUACAUCUUCAUCGGCAGCGGCAGCACAGGCAAAGGUGGAAAAUGUAUCAGUCCCAGGCCUCAGACCGUCGCCGCUAGACGGCCGCGUCACUACGUCGACAGGAACUGCGUCAUUAGAUUCUCUGCUCGCAGGCCAUUCUGGACUUCCGCUGGGAACAUCAUUGCUCGUUGAGGAGCAUGGCACGACCGACUUUGCUGGCAUCCUGCUUCGCUACUAUGCUGCCGAGGGUCUCGUCCAAGGCCAUCAAGUGCAUGUACUAGGAAUGCAUGAAGGAUGGAAGACGGAGCUUCCAGGAAUUCUUACCGACUCUAAAUCAUCCUCAAAAUCCGAAGCUGCGGGCGGUGACAAGAUGAAGAUUGCAUGGCGAUAUGAGAGUUUAGGAUCGGUUGGAACUCCUAGAGAUACACCACAAAGAUCGACCGGCACAUCUGCUGGCUCGUCUGGCAUCUUUUGUCACUCGUUCGAUCUGACAAAACGCCUAUCUCCUCAGGAUGUCAACGGCCAGAUCAGUUUCCACCCAUCGAUGGCUAUGCCAGGCGCGAGACCGACGAAGGAGUCUGGAUCCCCAUUUCAACUGUUUCUCAAGGAUCUGGGAACAAGACUUUUGAGCUCUUCGCCAACAUGGGUGCACCGAGUUGUAGUGCCUAAUCUCCUGUCUCCGACCAUGUACCCGACCUCUCUAUGCCGGCCUGAAGAAGUCCUGCAAUUCCUGCAUGGUCUGCGAGCUCUUCUUCGGCAGUUUCCAAGAAAGCUGACUGCUAUCAUAACUCUGCCGCUGUCUCUGUACCCACGAGCCACCGGACUCACAAGAUGGAUGGAGCUGUUGUGCGAUGGCGCCCUGGAGCUGAUCCCGCUUCAACUCGACAAAGUCCAUGCGCCCCCUCCCGAUGCCAAGUCCGACUCCAAAUCAGAUGAGAAGACGCAAGGUCUCCUCAAAGUACACAGCCUGCCCAUCCAUCACGAAAAGGGAGGAGGUGGCUCCGACGGCCACACUGGCGAAGAUAUGGCUUUUAGUCUGAGCCGGUCCAAAGGUCUCAUCAUCAAGCCCUUUGUGCUUCCACCCAUGCUGGAAGACGAGGAGAAGGAAAAGAAUCCGGCUUCUACCACCAAGACGAGCAUCGAGUUUUAG